This is a messenger RNA of Cephus cinctus (wheat stem sawfly), 2081 nucleotides long. It is a transcript of the gene ohgt, whose product is annotated as protein cereblon. The transcript is spliced from 7 exons. The record is from RefSeq and is a predicted model, not a curated record. Bases 414 to 1676 code for a protein of 420 amino acids. Lineage: Eukaryota; Metazoa; Arthropoda; Insecta; Hymenoptera; Cephidae.
UGCUCUCGAUUUGCUCCAUAUUGCUCUGCAAUUCGUUUUUUAUUUUAUAGUAGGGGAUUGAUUGUGUAACUUAAAUGUGGUGAAAAUCCGAAAAUUGAAUAGCUGUUAGCCAAUCGUUGUGCUUGUCUUCUCUUGAACCUAAUAUGCGAUUGGCUAUCUUUCCGCGCUAACUUCCCGACGUUAGAUAACAUGCAGUCAUUCAUCUUUUUAGUCAUCUUCAGUUUUCACUGACUGAUUGCCGGUAAAACAGAAAGGUUGGUGACGUCACGUUAACAUUUCAGGGAAAAUUCAAGAGAUGGAAACACCAUCGGAAGUAAAGUUUUAUAUUCUGCGCUGCUUUGACGUUUUAGAAUUUUACAAAAUAACUAUCUUUUUGUUGACGAUUCUUUCGUGCGAAUAAGGCAACGUAAACGAUGAACGUAGACGUCGAGAGUGACGGAGAAUCCAGCGACUCUAUAGAUGCAAAUAAUGGCUUAGAGAUAGCAGCGAGAACAGGACCGAAUGUAGCACCGUUUUCAAUUAACAACCCUACGGAAGGUCCUCCGGACAGCACUUUUGAUUUAACUUUACCAGCUACACAUUCUUAUUUGGGAAACAACCUGGAGGAGUUACGUGGAAGGACAAUAUUGGAUGAUGGAAUUUAUAUGAACCUACCUCUGUUAGUAAAACAGUCAAUAAUAUUUCCGGGGCAGACUCUUCCAAUGACAAUUUUUGAUAAACCGACCAUAGACAUGCUUCAAAAAUGUAUCCAGAGUGACCGUACGUUUGGUGUGAUUUGUUUGAAUUACAAUGAAAAAGUGGCAAUUGGUACAACAGCAGAGAUUUAUCAAUAUAUGGAAGGCAACGAAGCAGAAGGAUUCCGUGUAAAAGCAAAAGGCAGACAACGUUUUAAAAUCCUACAAGUCAUACAGGGAUAUGGAAAAAGAUCAGCGAACGUGAAGAUUCUUCCUGAAAUCACACUUGGACAUCCUUUUCUAGACGCUCGACUAGCUUCUCUAGAUAACCUAAGACUAACACCGAAAAAUCUCGAAGAGGAACGUAAGCUAGAUCGUAUAGAAAGAAUGGAUGCAGCAGUAACACCUUGGCCAGCCUGGGUAUAUAAGCAGUACGAUCCAAGAAGAUUAUCCCUAAAAAUAAAACAGUACCUUCAGUUCAUAGAGACACGAGGUAGCAACAUACCAGAGGAUCCUGUAGAGCUAUCCUUUUGGAUACCACAUAAUUUGUUGUUGGACGACAGCCAAAGAAUAAUGUUGCUAAAUUACGACUGUGCAAUAUCCAGGCUGCAACGCGAACUUGCUUACCUAGACAAGGACAGAAUUUUUGAGUGUCGUAACUGCAGCAGCAUGAUCUGUAAACAGUCUGACAUGUUUCCAAUGAGCAAAGAAGGACCACAAAGUGCAUAUUGCAAUUUGGGUGGAGUUAUACACGAGACAAUUACAGUUUACAAAGCAUACAACUUGGUGCAAAGCAGAGAACCAGCUUCGACAGAGUACAGUUGGUUUCCAGGAUACGCGUGGACUAUAGCACUUUGUACAGGAUGUGGCAUGCACAUAGGAUGGUUAUUCACUGCUGUUCAAAAAGGCCUGAGGCCCGAAGCCGUAUGGGGUCUUACAAGAAAAAGUCUAAGAUCGCGUACAAGACGUAAUAAAAAAAGAAGUGAGUCUCCAGGAUAUUGAGUUUCUUUUCACGAGGAAUCAGCGACAUUCUGAAGACCCUAAAUACUCGCCUUUACGAUAUCCACUUUUAAGACUAUGUUGCAUAUAUCUGGAUACUAAUUGAUGUUGAACAACAUAAAAAACAAAGGACGCUAUUAUAAUCGGCAUAAAUAUCUAAGACUACUUUUACAGCCUUUAAAAUCUAUAGCAUUGGCCGAUAUGCAAAUAAGAUAUGAUAUACCACUUGGAAUAUCUUGUAUUACUUUAUCAUGACGUCUCACCGUAUUGUGGAAUGAAAGCAAUUGGAUCUACAAUAAAAGUAAAUAUUUAUAUCCGAUAUAAAACAUUGCCUAUUAUAUCUCCAAGUAUAUUGGGAUUGGUUCGGUUUUGGAUUGAUGUGAAAUAUAAAUAAAAAAGUACAACUGA